GUUCUCAUUUCUCUUUAUAUAAGAGGAAGCAACCACUGCUGUCGCAGUGACCUGCAAUGAUGUGGCUUCUGUCUAUUUUUGUGUGUGGAUUCUACCUUACAUAUUGUAACAGCUAUGAUUGUUGUAAAACACCGGAGACAGAUUUAUGUCAGCUUUUCCCGAAACCUUGCUAUAAAGGUGGCAGGCAUCCUGAAAUCAAAAACUGUCCCGGAAAUAUAUUUGUCACGGCAGACAGGGGGAUGUUAACCAAGGCUGUUUACUGGAAUGAACCGUCUGCUAUAGAUUACGAGGAUGGACCCGUCAAAUUAAUCAUGAAAACUUCGGGGAGUAAGAAGUCGGGGGAUACCUUUGAAAAACAUUCUGUCAUUGGAUACUUUGCCAGGGAUUCUGAUGGAAACACGGCGAGUUGUUCCUUUAAUAUUUUCGUUACAGUCAUUCAUUGCCCAAGUCUAAGAUUGAGCCCUGACGCUAAAGUAACAUGCAACCAUGGUGACGAAAGAUACGGAACCGUGUGCCGCAUUGACUGUAGGUCUGGUUUUUCUCGCAUUGGCGUAUCACAGAUAGAAUGUCAGGCCACUGGAAAAUGGAGCGGUAUCAUUCCCACUUGUAUCGCCGUUCGCUGUCCGGCACUUCCUCCAAAAACCAAAACUCUAAACUAUACCUGCACCGACUAUUUUAAGUUCGGAAGCGAGUGCUCGCUUUUAUGUCUCCCUGGAUUUGACAUUCCACAAGGAGAGAGCAGAGUGAAACUUUGCCGAAGUGAUGGCAAAUGGCAGGGAUCAUUUCCAAAAUGCAUAGAUAAAUUCCAGCCAGAGAUAAGCCAUUGCGUACCCUUUGCGUAUGGUACUGCCGAUGAAAAUUCUACUUCUGGAAUUAUAGAUUGGAAAGAGCCAACUGUGUUUGAUAAUGACAACAGCACCGUAUUAAAAAGAAGUAGUAACAUUUUCCCUGGGGACAGGAUCGAGGCUGGAACACAUCGAGUAACCUACUCUGCAAUUGAUCAGGCUAAGAACACAGCCAGACCAUGUACCGUAACACUAUCAAUGAAAGUGUUAAGCUGUCCUCGUUUGUACAACAAUUACUACAUGUCUGUCACGUGUCCGUGGGGAUAUCAAUAUGGUGGAGAAUGCCAGUUCUCAUGCAGAAAUGGAUCUGAACUAAUUGGUACAAACACCUCAAAAUGUAUCAAAAUCGAAGAAGAUAUGUAUGCCCGAUGGAACUUUGAUGGACAACUUUAUUGCAAAGUCCACAGACGUUGUGUCGACCUGCCCCCUCCACCCAAGAAUGGCGCUGUAGUCUGUGACACGUGGUUAGAUGGAAGAUUUUGUCAGGUUCAGUGUCAGAAUGGUUAUGAUUUCCAACCUGGUUAUCGGUUUUAUGACAUGUUAGUUUGCGGGGAAAAUGGACAGUGGGAACCAGAGGAUGUUCUUCCAAUUCCAGAUUGUUCAAAGACGUUCAAAGUAACGGAAGCAUCAUUUAAAAUGUACGCCUCAUUUUACUACGAUGGCAAUUGCACGGAUCCAGUUGUACAGCAGAGCAUUAUUGAUACCUUAUCCAAGUCAAAAUUCAAUGACUCUUGUGCGCAAUACAAAAGUCAAUGCAGAGUAGAAAAUAUCCAGAUAAUAUGUGGUGCUACAAACAGAAAAAGAUCAGCAGAAAUGAAAAUCACAAUGGACAUUGUCAUAGAUUCAGAGGAGUUCCAAACAGAUCAGAGCUUCAUGGACAUUCAGAGUAGUAUGAUGAGUGCUUUGUCAAACGAAAGUUCAAACGGAAGUUUCGAGAUAACUCUUGGCGAUAACAUAACUUUGAAAGCCACUGAUUUGACUGCUGAAAGAGUAGCCUUUAAGUGCUCCAAUAACACUUUCCCAUCGUACACUACUUCCUCGUGCGUGGAAUGUCCAGCUGGGACACAUUAUAGUACAUCACUCCAAACCUGUCUACAGUGCCCCAAAGGCCACUACCAACCGUUAGAGGGACAGCCUGAGUGUCUUCAAUGUCCUGAUGAGACGACCACUGAGCAGAUCGGAGCCAAAUAUGUUGAGGAAUGUUUAGAGUCGUGUCUACCGGGAUACUGGUCUCAGACAGGGGUGACCCCCUGCUCCCCGUGUCCCCAGGGAUCCCAUGCGGAAGAUUAUGGAAGUUCAGUGUGUGUUGCAUGUCCUUCAUCACAAACAACUUUGAUGCAGGGCAGCAGUAACGCAAGCGAUUGUACACACUUCGAUAUAUUCUUGAGCUCUAAUGUAUCCAAGGCCAUUAUGGACAUCGACUUCACUCAGGAGAAAACCGGAAUCAUUCUCAGUGCCUGGCUACGAUUUCCAGUCGGUUCCAACACGACAUCUCCAUCACUGCAGUUUCAUGAAAGUGAAAGUUGGUUCAAAACAAUUUGGGUGAAGCACAAAUAUAUGCCAGAUAGUGGAAACAACUUUUCUGUCACGAUCGACCAUAAAGAUUGGGCAUUCGUUUUGUACUCAAUAAAUUUGGAGGAAUUUUCCAGAAUUAAUGAGAGCACUUCUAAGUUAAAAAUAACAGGUCCACUUAUUGUAUCUCAACUGAACAUUUGGUCCUCAAACUACACCGAAGGAGAAAUACAUAACCGAUCACAUCGCUGCAUUAUAAACGAGACUGGUGAUAUUUUGCCAUGGAAGGAUUGGGAAAUGGCUCGCCUUGAGAGAAGUUUGAUACAGAUACCUAGCCUAUGUGACGAUACAAACGAGUGUGAUGAACAUCCUUGUGGAGAUAAUACGUGUUUUAACGAACUGGAUGGUUUCUCGUGUGUCUGUAAGCCUGGAUACAGAGGACAGCAUUGUGAAGAGAAUAUAAACGAAUGUCUGACCAACAUAUGUCUGAAUAAUAGCACGUGUGUGGACGAAGUCAAUGAGUAUAUGUGCGUCUGUCCUCCAAACUACAAAGGGAAAUUCUGUGAAUUUCUUUUCUUAAAUGGUAACUGGGGGAAAUGGGACGAGUGGUCAUCGUGUUCCGAGACCUGUGGAAAUGGAACGAAAACACGAAAGAGAUACUGCAACAACCCAGCGCCAUAUAAUGGAGGACACAUAUGCAGCGGAAAUGACACAGAAAUUACCGACUGUUUUGUUGAAGAUUGUCCAGUAUGUACGAUUCUGGAGGCACCAUCGAACGGUUCCUUAAACUGCACCGGGAGUCCAGACACUGGAUUUAACUGCAGCAUAAGCUGCAAUAGAGGAUUUGACUUUGAUGAAGCUGUAAAACCAUUUUAUGAGUGUGGACCAAACACGUUCUUUUUGUGGGACUUUAAGACAAGUGAUAAUCCAAAUGGAAAUCUCCCGACAUGUAAUCCGACAAAAGAAAGCGAAGAACUGUCAGCUAGUUUCAUGGCGUUGUAUGAUAACCUGCAUUGUGACGAAGAAAACCGUGAAAAUAUAAAAUCUGAAAUAGAAGCGGUGGUUGAUGUCUUUUUGGAAGAAAUUCCUUGUGCACAGAGAGGAACUUGCAAUGUUAGUGACGUCAAUAUCUUAAAUUGCGGAAAGGAAUCCACACGAAAGAAAAGAUCCGUGGAAGAAAAACAAAUAACUGCAGGAUUUAAUGUCAAAUUUAUGUGCUCAACCAUACAAUUUGAUUCCGAAUUGUGUGUAAAGGACCUCAUAGACGCUGUAAGAAGUUUUAAAAACUCAUCCUUGAUACACAAACUCUCUGUUAAUGUAAGUGAAACUACCUAUGAAAUUGAUGUAAAUCAGACAGGUGUGAGAGGAGAGGUUCGGUGCGACACGGGAUACAUCAGCUCAGGAGUUAACUGUGUCCCGUGUGGUGUGGGUAAUUUUUUUGCCAAUGGAGAAUGCAACAAAUGCGAAUAUGGGUUUUACCAGAAUGAGCUGGCCCAGACAGUGUGUAAAAGUUGUCCUACUGGUACAACCACUCCAGGUCGAGCCUCCAGGGGACCGCGUAGUUGUUCAGUAAUGAUGAUUCUUCAGGAAAAUCACGAUGAAUUGUACACGGGAGUUGGGUUGAGCAUUGGUACGCUCAUAGUCGUCGUAGCUAUCGUAGCCGCACUCAUCUUCAAAUUCAGAAACAUGGAGUUCAAACUUGGACAGGACGGUGUUAAAGUUCAAAAGAAGUACAGUCAAGUAGACGCCUUUAACUUUAAUGAACAGGAGGUAGAGGGCGUUGCUCUUUGUACAAUAAAAAAACUCGAUGACAAUGAUGUUUACUAAAUUAGCACAUAUUGGUUGAUAGUGCUGGUCAAUCAACUUGCUAAUACAUGUAUGACGGGAGUUGCAUUUUGUAAUGGACAAAGUAUAAGCUCAUGCUAUACAUUUACAUACGAUCCAUGCCCUUUUGCAUAUAAACUGAAAAAUGUACAUUAUCAUGAUUAUUACUCAAGUUAACUGAAACCUGAAUAACUCAUGAAAGAAUAACUGUAUUGAAAGUAUAUAUAUCUAAACGGUGGCCAUAGUUACCUCCAGUCUUUUGGUAUCGGGCGUUGACAUGUUUGUGACUACCGUUUAUAAACAUUACAAUUUUAGUGGGUCCAUGUCUUUAGUCUGAUCCACUAUUCAUCAAUUCCUCGUAAAUCGAGACUAAUAAUAUCCAAUAUAUAAAUGAAUGCAUGUGUGUAUCUGUAUGUCGUAUACCCAUCAUGUGCCCAAAUUCAUUGCGGCCCUGCUGCAGUUUGCAAACAGCAGAGGAGAGACUCGCGAGAAGAACUCGGCAAACGAAUUUAAUAAGUUAGCAAGCUGUUAGCUGCAAUAAUAUAGCCCUCUCCGAUUUUUUGUUGGGGCGGGGGGGGGGGGCUACAACUUCUUAGGAUCUCCGUAAGUGGUUCACUCUCGCAACAUUUUCGAUCAUUCUAUACUUUUGCUGACCUUCUUUACGUAAAUAAAAAUUAUGACAUUCUGUGUUUCUUAGUCAAUAGAUAAAUUUACAACCUGCAACUUACGAUUUGUGAAGCUCUGUUCUACUGUUUUCAGCAAUGUCGAUAUAUUAUUUCUCGAUUCAUAUUUGUGCACCAUGUUUGAUGUACUGAAGUUUCAACUUCCGAUUGUCAAGUUCUUUGCAGAUGCCAUAUAGGGUAGUAUUUACGUCAAUGGACGAAUACGGAUUCAUUAUCAAGUUAAAAAACGAACAACAGAGUGUAAAUUCUUUCUGCAACUAUAUCAUUUCCUUUCCUUGUUGGAAUUGCUGGAGUAGCCACAUUUUCGCGCUGAUUGUAAAUAUUUAGGUUUUUCAGUAGAUCCACCUACGAGAUCUCGCGAUAACAAGCAUGGCGGAGAAGACGGAGAAUUUUGCAUGCUGUACAUGUUAUUUAAUGAAAAACACCUUUAUUACACAUGCCCAAGCACACAGUUGGUACUCGUUUUGGUGUAAACAACAUUUGGGACUAAUACACGGAGCUUAUAAUCGAUUAUUCAUAGAAUCAUUUUGCCCCAUUACGGAGAUCCUAUGGAAUUGUAGCCCUAUCCCGAAAAAGUCAGAAUAAAAAAAGUCGGAUAGGGCUACAUUAUUGCAGCUAGUAAGCUAUAUGUACAUUGUAAUUGUUCAUUAUUUAAAAUUAUUCUUACAAUUACUGAAUGAAUGGGUUCUAUAUCGUCAACAGAGGAUUUAGGAACAGUUCCCUCUGAGAGUUCAUCAAUACUCAAUGCACGAUGAUAUCGAUUAAAUUUAAUCAAAAUUUUAUAUCCUUUAUUUCUGAUUUUCGCUGGAGGGUGUAAAUAAUAAAUGGUAUUGGAAUGAAUUGUUUCUUUUUGUUAGUAGUCCUCUACCGGUGAAACAGAAGGAGAUGAUAGGUUUCGUCUGUCCGUCCGUCUGUCCCACUUAGUUUUCCGUACUUGAAAAUUUGGGAGCAUAUAGGUUUUGGUCUGUCCGUCUGGUUGUUUGCUCGCAAAACCUUUAACAUCGGCCAUAACUUUCAAAUGGAUCGUGAUAUGGCUUUCAUAUUUCCCAUAUGUAUUCUUUGUGAUAAGACCUUUCAUUUUGGUACAUGUACCAAAUGUUUCAACCUCUUGACCUUGGACUUUUGCCAUAUAGGGACAUCAGUGUGUCACAAAUACGCCUUGUUUCAUCAUACUUUGAUUUAGGAAGCUAUUUAUGUUUACUGAUAAAGUUUAAGUUCGUCACAGGUGAGUGAUUUUUAUGAGAUGUAUGAUAAAUUGUGCCGAAUUUUGUUUUUUCCGGAAUCUUUUCACCAUGCAUUAAAGGGACUGGUUCACGAUUUUUGAAAAAAAUAUUUUUCAUUUUUGAUGUUGAGCAUUAAAUAUAUAACUGAUUUAAUGUUGACAGCCAAAAUUUUGAACUUCUCAACGCAAGAAUAAAAGCAAUAUUUUAGCCUUAAAUUUGUGUUAUGUAAACAAAGACUCGAGUCUUUUCAUGUAUACAAACAAACCAGUGAAAUGUUAAUUUUGUAAUAUAAAGCAUCUUAAUUUUACAUAGUCACAAAUUUUAACUUUUAGAUGACACAUUUUACCCAAAGAAUGCUUGAAAUGUAAAAGAUAUAAUAAACUUAGAUCGAUAUAAAUUUCUUUUGAAAAUUUCGUAAACAACAACAUAUUACAAUCUUUGUUUACAAAACAAAUAAUAAACUCUCUAAAAUGAGCUUCUGUGAGGAUGUUUAACCUUAAUUUUUAUGUGAAAUCUUUUAAACACAUUAGAUAAUAGAUUUUGAUCAUUAGAAAUGAAAAACAAAAUUUUGGGGAAAAUCGUGAACCAGUCCCUUUAAUAUGGGAAGCGAAAAUUUGGUAUGUGAUAUACUGCUUUAUUUUUACAGAUCAAGUUUAAGUUUUCUCAGUUGCAUGUUACGAGAUUUAUUAUGAGAUUUGAUGCCGAAUAUAGUUCCACUUGGUUUUCCGUACUUUUUCAUCAUGAUUUGUUUAAGGAAGCUGAGAUUUGGAUAGUAUACUACUAAAUGUUUAUAGAUCAAGUGUAAGUUUCGUCUUACUUAAAUGAUUUUUUUUUCGAGCCUAGGGUUAUGGGACUUUGUGCCAAAUAUAGUUUUCCAGACUUUCUUUCGCUAUGCUUUAACUUAGAAAUUUGAUAUGUGGUUGAUACAAGUGAAGUUCAACUUUUGUUAAGGUUGACUUAUUCUAACAAAAAUUGUAAGACUCAAUUUCAUAUUUGAAUAAACUUCAGUUUUAUGUUUUCUAGACUUUUUCAUUAUGAUUUAAUUAAGGAAGAGGAUAUUUCGUAUGUGAUUUACUGAUAUAUGGUUACAAAUCAACUUUCAGUUUCGUCACAGUAGAUUUCUUUUUACGAGAUUUAUGGGACUUUGUGCAAAAAGUAGCUUUCUGGACGCCGUUUCAUUAAUAAGUGUAAAUUUUCAACUAACUAAGUCUUACGCCGACUACGUAAAUCUAGUUACGUAUAAUCUUAGUUUAGGGAAACCGCGUUUCACGAAACGACGUAAAUACAUGCUUACGUUACUACUCGAUUAAGUUUUCAACUAAGCUUACGUGCUUAGUUACCGCGUCCUGAGCAUUCGUACAUCUUACUUUCGCUUUUUUCACUUGUCGUCUGGACCAAAAUAAUGAAUGAAAAGAACGCAAAGAAAAUGCACAAGCGGAAUUGGGAGGAGACAGAGAUGGCCGUGUUGGCAGAGGCAGUAAAAAUUUUCCUAUACCAUACUAUUUGGGCACUGCAUACUAAAUCAAACAUAUCACUCCAUAAACAAAAUUUGUUUUUAUCUAUACAGGCCUAUGUAUACAUUUUACAUCUCUUCUUCUACAGAAAGUAGUUGUUUUAUGAUUUCAAAGGUUAUUAUAUUUUAAGUGCAUGUAGGUCGACACGAUAAUCUACAUUGUAUUAGAUACAGAUAUUAACUAUAUAUUUAUACUUUAAUUGGAUAAUUAAUGUAGACUCAUAGGCCUAAAUGUGUUUGAACAAAUUGAAUAUGUGUGCAUAUUUUACAGUUUGGGAAUAUAUACAAGCACUUACCAUCGUUUUGCAAAGUGACGGGGGGGGGGGGGGUGCAGCUGGGACAUAAAUUAGAUGUUGGUUUUUCAAAUAAUCUUUUUAUCUUGCGUUAUAACGCAAAAAAAAAAAAUGUUUUGUCCUAUCUGCAAAAUCCUAAUUCGAGGUGGGUUGGAGUGGGUGGUGUUGGAAUCUUUCGAAGUGAUUUCCACAAUUUUUAGCUCACCUGAGCUAAAAGCUCAAGUGAGCUUUUCUGAUCACCCGUAUUCCGGCGUCCGUCCGUCCGUCUGUCCGUUUGUAAACUUUUAACAUUUUUAACUUCUUCUCAAAAACCACUGGGCCAAUUUCAACCAAAGUUGGCACAAAGCAUCCUUAGGUAAAGGGAAUUCUAAAUUGUUAAAAUAAAGGGCCAGGCCACCUUCCAAGGGGAGAUAAUCAAGAAAAGGUAAAAAUAGGGUAGGGUCAUUAAAAAAUCUUCUUCUCAAGAACCACUGGGAUAGAAAAGAUGAGAUUUAUAGAUAAGCUUUAUUAGGUAGUGCAGAUUCUAAAUUGUUAAAAUCAUGGCCCCCGGGGAUCGGAUGGGGCCACAAUAGGAGAUCAAAGUUUUACAUACAAAUAUAUAGGAAAAAUCUUCAAAAAUCUUCUUCUCAAGAACCACUGAGCCAGAAAAGCUGAGAUUUAUAUGAAAGCUUCCUGAUAUAGUGCAGAUUCUAAAUUGUUAAAAUCAUGGCCCCCGGGGGUCGGAUGGGGCCACAAUAGGGGAUCAAAGUUUUAUAUACAAAUAUAUAGGGAAAAUCUUUAAAAAUCUUCUUCUCAAGAACCAUAUAGUGCAGAUUCAAGUUUGUUCAAAUCAUGGCCCCUGGGGGUUGGAUGGGGCUACAAGGGGGGAUCAAAGUUUUACAUACAAAUAUAUAGGGACAUUCUUUAAGAAUCUUCUUCUCAAGAACCACUGAGCCAGAAAAGCUGAUAUUCACAUGAACAGCUUCCUAACAUAGAGCAGAGUUAAGUUUGUUCAAAUCAUGGCCCCCUGUUGUAGGAUGGGGCCACAAUAGGGGAUCAAAGUUUUACAUACAAAUAUAUAGGAAUUUUUUUUUAAAAUUCUUCUCAAGAACCACUGAGCCAGAAAAGCUGAUAUUUACAUGGAAGCUUUCUGACAUAGUGUAGAUUCAAGUUUGCAAAAACUAUGGCCUCCAGGGGUAGGUUGGGGCCAUAAUAAGGACUACGGUUUUACAUGCAAAUAUAUAUAGAAAGUCUUCUGAUAUGGACCAAGGUGACUCAGGUGAGCGAUGUGGCCCAUUGGCCUCUUGUUUUCUCUCCCAGGGUUUCAUUGUCUUCAAUCGUGGGGGUGCUAUCUAGAGUCUUCAAUUAUGAGUGCCUCAAAACAUUUUCCUACAAACAUCAUGUGUGUGGGGGGUGGGGGUGGGGGUAGACUUCUUCUAUUAAUGCUCAUGAUCAUACCUCACUAAAUAGUUUUUAUUCAUAAAUUCCUCUCAUUCACUUACAGUACAAAAUUGAAAGUAGAGUAGCAACGCAGGGUGACCACCACCCCCCCCCCCCCCCACCCCCUCCCAUUCACUCCGGUUCGUGCCUGAUAUACAUGUACAUGUAGAUGUUUUUCUUUAUUUGAUAACAUAAAAUAUAUAUUUGUACGGAUUAUUCUGCACAUCAUUUACCACCGGAAUUCGUCAAGCAUCAGACUGUUACGAAGAGCCUUUUUUUUAUUUGGAAGAACUUUAUUAUCAUAAUAUAGUUAUAUGAUGUAUCUCUUAAGACGGGCUAUUUUUCAAGAUUUAAGAUAUACAAUGGAAAAUAGUAGAUCUUAAAGUAACUGUUCAUGAAAUAUACAUUACACUCCCGUAAAUCCACCCACCAUACGACAGAGAUCGAAUUGAAUCGGGCUCGCUAAUCAUUGUUCCAAGUUAGUUAGAGCGGAAGUUUUGAAGAGAUUUAUAAAUAGCUUAAUUAUAUAUAAUACAACAAAGUGAAUGUUCCCUUUACGGUGGACUACUUUACAAAGGGAGUUGGGAAUAACACUGUACAUUCAUCAUUCAUGUACAGAUAGACACUUGUGAAAAAUAAUCAUACAGUAAAGGCAAGCCAUAAAUUUAUUAGUUUUCAAAGGGAACUAACCCUUAUGGCCUUACAUAUUUAUCGUUGUAAACGUCUAAAAGCAUCCUGUCUUGAAAAAAUUGAUCACGACGCAAAGCUCGUCGGUAAAAAUUCCAUAUAUAUUUACAAAUAGCUAACAGUUGGCCAUGAUUUUUGCUUACGUAGGUACUUACGUACGGGUUCGACCUGACGUAGUGUUUCUACUAGUUGGUAGAAAACUUGCGUAAAUUCUAAUCUUACGCCAUUUGAUGAAACGGACUUACGUAAAAUAUUUAGUCUAGUCAGAAAGUUACGCCAAACUAAGCUUACGCAACUAGUUACGAUGUUUGAUGAAACGGCGUCCUGAACCUUUCUCUACUUUAUUUUAGCUUGAGAGUCUGAAUUUUAUACGUGGUUAUUGAAUGCAUGAGUAGAUAUAUAUCAAGUUUCAUUUUCGUUAGUUAUUUUUAGUCAAAUUUGUAACUGAAUUAAUUCUUGUUCUUUGUGUAUUUCUCAGCAUUUUUAUUGUAUUUUUUUUUAUUGUGAGAGAUUUAUAUGAUUUAACAUAUUCCAAUUCGCAAUCGAGUCGGUCAGAUUAGCCGCAUCUAUUUAAAAGAAAUCAAAAUUAUAAUAUUUCCUGGUAUUAGAAAAUGUCCACUCACUUUUCCAAAUAUCCGGUAGGGGACAUGUAUUGCUCUUGAAACACUCUCAGAACGCUUUUUCUCCGUCCCAUUCUAUAUUUUGUGGCUGCUUUCACUAGACGUCUUUAGCUAUAGGUGAAUUUUGACCUGUGCGUGAAAGUCAAGAUCGUAGAUGUGACACGGGACCUCCAUUUUUAGGGUCUUAUCUGAGAGACAUGCGACUUUUCCUGGUAUUGCCCGGCUCUUAGAAAAGAGCAAUUACGACCUUAAGUUUGAUGAUUGAACCCGAGGCCUCCCGUAUGUAAAGCGAACGCCCUAAUCACUAGACUACCACGCCCGACAUAGAUAAUAAGUAUUUCUGUGACUAAGGACGAGUAAGGAACAUGUGUCUUUAAAAUAAUAUUUAGAAUGCUUUUUGAAACUAAUACAACGACAUACUAUUUUUUAUAUGUCUAUUAAAAACAAUUCAUAAUUGUCUUUAUUAUUAGUAUAACCAUAUUACAGUAUUAUAACUUUUUGGUGGUAUUUCAUACAUUGUAAAUCUCUCUACAUUUUUUUCAAACAUAAUCAUUAUUUUAUAUAGUAUGUGCAUAUACCUGUAUGUAAUGGUAUGAAUGAUAGUAUGAAAGUGGGGUUUUUUUUAAUGUUUAUUUGAAAUGAACUGUACAUAUAGUUUGUUGAAUCCAGGCCCCCAACCCUGGCAGCAAACUUUAUAUUGUCUAAAUGGAACAAUAAAAACCAUUUAAGCAAC
Molecule: messenger RNA, 11352 nt
Organism: Ostrea edulis (European flat oyster)
Lineage: Eukaryota; Metazoa; Mollusca; Bivalvia; Ostreida; Ostreidae
Product: sushi, von Willebrand factor type A, EGF and pentraxin domain-containing protein 1-like
Exons: 25
Coding region: 57-4184 (1375 amino acids)
Molecular function (GO): calcium ion binding
Source: RefSeq, a predicted model, not a curated record